AUGGCUGUCUUCUCUGUCUCUCCGGCGCAGUUCAUCUCCUCCAUACCUCCCGCGACUCGUGCAUACACUGCUGCUACUAUUGCAUUUUCACUGCUCUACUAUGUUCUAGAGCUAGUGUCUGGGACAGAAUUUGCCGCACCUUAUCUUGUGCUCAUUCCAGGCUCUAGCGCCUUCUAUCCGUGGACCCUUCUAACGUCUGCUCUAGUAGAAACUACCGUUGUGGAGCUUAUCUUUACGCUCAUAUGUAUACCAGCUUCUCUCAGAUACUUGGAACGAUUAUGGGGUGCUACAGAGCUACUGAAAUUCAUAGCGGUGACGAUCACUGUAUCAAAUAUCAUAGCUUUCGGUUUGAACUGGAUUGAGUACGUGGUCCUCAGGAACCCUGUAUUCCUCUAUGGCCAGCAAUAUCACGGACAGAUGGCGUUGCAGAUUGGGGUGCUUGUUGCAUUCAGGCAAAUUAUUCCUGAGCAUCAAGUUCAAUUGUUUGGUGUGUUGAAAGCCAGGGUGAAGACGUUGCCCAUGGCGUACGUUACGUUCUCCACCGUGAUGUGUAUCGUUGGGUUCCAAUGCCCGUUUAUCGUCAUUCAAUUCGGCUGGCUUGUGUCUUACAUCUGGCUGCGAUUCUACAAGAAGAAUACCGGAGAUCUCGGUGGCGGGCCAUUAUACGGGGACCGGAGCGAAACAUUUGCUUUCAUCACUUGGUUUCCCCCUCUCCUUCACGGACCCCUCACUUUGCUUGGGGACACGGCAUUUACGCUGGCUACGAGGUUUCAUCUGAUACCGAUCUCUGGUUCAGACGUAGAAUCCGGAGGAUACAGUCAGGUGCCUGGUGGUGCGCGCGCGGAAGCCGAAAGGCGAAGAGCGAUGGCUCUCAAAGCCCUCGACCAACGAUUAGCUGGCGGCGCAACUUCUCCAACUCCACCUCAAAGGACUGCAAAUAGCUCAUCAGCCCCUUCCCGACCGGCAGCCGCGAGCAUUAGUCGUACGACCGAAACUUCUCUUCCUAAAAAGACACCCUCGACUACCGACGUUACUCAAAGUGUUGAUGCUGCAGUAAAGGACGACAAGGAGAAUUGA
Molecule: messenger RNA, 1077 nt
Organism: Fibroporia radiculosa
Lineage: Eukaryota; Fungi; Basidiomycota; Agaricomycetes; Polyporales; Fibroporiaceae
Exons: 6
Coding region: 1-1077 (358 amino acids)
Biological process (GO): retrograde vesicle-mediated transport, Golgi to endoplasmic reticulum
Cellular component (GO): Golgi apparatus; membrane
Source: RefSeq, a predicted model, not a curated record